Molecule: messenger RNA, 1611 nt
Organism: Phyllopteryx taeniolatus (common seadragon)
Lineage: Eukaryota; Metazoa; Chordata; Actinopteri; Syngnathiformes; Syngnathidae
Exons: 5
Coding region: 1-1044 (347 amino acids)
Source: RefSeq, a predicted model, not a curated record
AUGAGAAACAUGCAGAAUUACGUUUUAGCUUCGCUGUCUGUAUGCUGUAUAUAUUUCGGGUAUGUCCACAUCUACCGUUCUCAUAUAUUACUGAAAACAAAUUCACUCAGCUUCGAGAGACUUCCAAGUCUUUCGUAUCUGUUGAUCAAAUAUCUGACCAAAGCUCUUAGUCGGAGAAAGGGCUCCUUGUACGAGCCACACGGGCAAAAGAAAUGCGACGUUGUUUACGCCGUCCACAACUGCAGGCUGAACGCGGUGCAUUUGAGGAGGUUUUGCAGUUCUGCAGGGUAUGGUUGGGACUAUCCAGAUAGCGAAUACAGAGACAUUCCUCUCUGCUUCCCCGAAGCGAUGUGCCGCACGCUUCUGCUUAUGGCCAUUACUGAUCACAACUUCCGGCUGAGCCCAGUUGGUCUGGUAUGUGUGCGCCAGAGCAUUAAAACGCAUCAACCAGUUGAUGAGCUGAAGAAAGGUCCCUUCAUGUUGCAAGUUCAAGUCCUGGUGUACAGACCCGUAGAUGUCGGCGUGGAGGUGGAUGUCUUGCUGUCUGCCACUUCCCGUUCCAAGAGUCUCGUGUGGGAGAGCAUCCUCACACUGCUCUCUAAAAACAAGUACCGACAAGCCAUCGAAUGUGGAGCCAACAACGAAAAUGAAAUAUUGGCGGGUAAAAAGGAUGAAGGUGAGUUCCCACAUGUGAAACAAGUGCAGCUCAGAGUUCCAUUGAGUGCUGGCCCACCAUGUUCCUGGUCCUUCUUGGAAUAUUGGUUCCUCUUUCUGCCAGCCACUCUGUUUGGCUUCAAGUUGCGGCCCAUGUCGAGUCUCUGGAUGUUGUCUGUCUGCCUGGCUGAAAUAGAGAAGCACAAUGGGGUUGAAGUCAUCACUUCUCCAUUGAACAUCCUGGCCCAGUUUGAUGAACGUUUGUUGGCGCCAAGCAAAGUGACCCUUUCAUUUUGUAGAGGUCAGUCGUCUACCCGAGACCUCAGAUUCCAAAUGCAGCAACACGGAGGCAGCAAGUAUUACUUAGUGGGAGUGAUAUCUCGGGACUGACUGAAACGGGAAGUAGUCAAUAUCAGUAUCCCAAAACGACAAAAUAUAUGUUGUGACUUGUACUAUCUCCCACUCCCACGGUGUGUGAUGUCCCGUGUCCUCGUCUCACUUUGGAGUCCUGAGAUGAAUGUACAUGUACAUAGAUUAGAACUGCAUCCUCUGCUAUAAAAAUGGAACAGAUUGAUCAUAACCAGUUUGAAGUCCUGCUGCCGCCAAUGAUGUAUUCAACAGAGAUGGGAGUCAUUCACAACAAGUCAACUAAUAACAGAUAAGUGCUAACCACUUGAGAAAAGUGUUUUGGACUCCUCACAAAAGUGGUUUAUUUAUUUAAUUUAACAUUACGUAAAGUUAUUGAAAAUUAAUAGUGUAGUGCAUUAACUUUAGAGAUGCUGAUUGGUGACUGGUAUCAGAGAAAUUCUAACAUUUUACCGUGCAUAUUUGUGUAUAGAUUAAGCUUCACAAAGUCACUGAUAUGAUUCGACAAUAUGUUUGAUUCACCAAUUGUGGAAAUGCAAUAAAUUCAUUUUUACCCCAUCCAUCCAUACAAUAAAACCAUUUUCUAUACUA